Episyrphus balteatus (marmalade hoverfly) is the source of this 1575-nucleotide messenger RNA. RefSeq names its product phospholipid scramblase 2-like. Gene Ontology annotation, biological process: plasma membrane phospholipid scrambling. Gene Ontology annotation, cellular component: plasma membrane. The record is from RefSeq and is a predicted model, not a curated record. The transcript has 5 exons. Gene Ontology annotation, molecular function: phospholipid scramblase activity. The coding region runs from base 48 to 1181 and encodes 377 amino acids. NCBI's taxonomy places the organism in Eukaryota, Metazoa, Arthropoda, Insecta, Diptera, Syrphidae.
AAUAUUUAAAUAUAAGAAAUUUUAUCUCUUUGUUGAUCUAAAAGAAAAUGUCGAUGCCAAUGAACAACGUUGGACAGGGCGGUUACGUUCCUCCGGGAUUUGGAGCCGGUUACCCACCGCCACAGGCAAAUAAUCCGAAUCAAGGGAGCAAUUUUGGAUUCAAGCCUCCCAGUGCACCUGAGGGUUAUGUUCCGGUAAAUCAAGGAGAAUAUCCACCGCCAUAUGGUGGUGGUGCUGCUCCACCAUUUAACGGUCAACAACCUCCAUAUGGUGGGCAACAGCCUCCAUAUAUUGGACAACAGCCUGCUUUUGGUGGACAACAACCUCCAUAUGGUGGACAACAACCAGCAUAUGGUGGGCAACAGCCUCCAUAUGGUGGACACCAACCAGGCUAUGGUGGCUAUGGACCUCAACCACCUAUAGUUAAUCAACCAACUGGACCGAUGCCACCACCAGGAGCUGUUGGACCCGGCGAAUGGAUGACUAUACCCGCUGGAGCUCCGAACUGUCCGCGCGGCUUGGAGUACCUUAUGACUAUCGACCAACUCUUAGUUAAGCAAAAAGUUGAACUACUCGAAGCAUUUACUGGCUUCGAAACUAACAAUAAGUUCUCAAUCAAAAAUAGUUUAGGCCAAAAUGUUUACUUUGCUGCAGAGGACAACGAUUGCUGCACACGUAAUUGCUGCGGUCCCUCCCGUCCAUUCGAUAUGAGAAUCUUUGAUAAUUAUAAAAAUGAAGUUAUACAUUUAAAUCGUCCAUUGGCUUGUGAUAAAUGUUGUUUCCCGUGUUGUUUGCAAACGAUAGAAGUUUCCUCACCACCAGGCAAUGUGAUUGGUUCAGUUGAACAAGAAUGGUCCCUAUGUUCGCCAUCUUUUAGAAUUAAUAAUCAAAGGGGUGAAACUAUGCUACGAAUUGAGGGUCCAUUUUGUACUUUUUCAAUGUGUGGCGAUGUAGAUUUUGAGGUGGUUUCAUUGACUGGGGAGAAAGUUGGCAAGAUCUCGAAACAAUGGUCCGGACUGGCCAGAGAAAUGUUUACUGAUGCUGAUUUCUUUGGAAUUAAUUUCCCAAUGGAUUUGGAUGUUCGAAUGAAAGCUGUUCUUCUAGGAGCCACAUUCCUUAUUGAUGCAAUGUUCUUUGAGAAAUCAGGGAACCAAGAAUCUGACAGACCAGGAAUGUUUUAAUCAGCAGAGAAAAACUGAAAACAGACAGCACAACUCGCUUUAUUUGUCUUCUAUAGAUGUGAACUUCCAAAGAGCACAAUCUCAAUAUUUUACAUUUUUGUAUUCUCAAGGAUUAAGCUGUAAUAUUUUUUGCAACAUUAUCACACUCAUUGAAACAAAAUAUAUUCUUAUGAUGCGCACAAUAAAGUAAAACAUUUAAAUUUCACGAAUUCUAGUCCAUUUAGGCCAAAGCACAAAGAAAACCAAAAUUUAUAAAAUGCAUUUUUGCUAUGAAACGAUUGUUACUGUUCUGAGGAAAUGAUAAACGUUUUUGCCUUUGUAAAAUUUAGUGCCCAUGUAUAUUCUAUUCAAAGUUUUAUAAAGAUUAAAAAAAGAACUCAAAUAUUUGUUUAAA